Molecule: messenger RNA, 3492 nt
Organism: Pimephales promelas (fathead minnow)
Lineage: Eukaryota; Metazoa; Chordata; Actinopteri; Cypriniformes; Leuciscidae
Gene: ero1b
Product: endoplasmic reticulum oxidoreductase 1 beta
Biological process (GO): protein folding in endoplasmic reticulum
Cellular component (GO): endoplasmic reticulum membrane; endoplasmic reticulum
Molecular function (GO): thiol oxidase activity; FAD binding; protein-disulfide reductase activity
Source: RefSeq, a predicted model, not a curated record
CCCCAUGCUACGACCAGAACAAAAACAUACUAUUAGCGUUAAUACGUGUGUUUUUCGUGUAGUUACAGUAGUAUUUCUGGCAUGUUCUUCUGUCGCGCGAGUGUGACGUCAUCGCAUCCGCAGUUCGUUGCGGUUUCUUUUUAAAAUUAGACGUGUUCGUGUAGCUUAAUGAUGUAUAUUCUUACUUUCAUUGCGUGUGUAAAGCGUUUAUUUCGCACUGUCUGUGUGGCUGCAAAUGAUACCAACAGAAAAAUAUGUCAAACAUAUCACAAAAAAAAAUCUGGCUUGGAUAUUUUGUUUUCUUUUUUUUUUUGCCAGAUGUUAAUUCAGAGUUUUUAUGAAAAGGCAUUAUAGAAUAGAACGUUAUUUGUCAUUGUAGUUAUACAACGAAAUUUGUUUGGUAACUCCCAGAGGACUGAGAUUGUUAUAAUACUAAGUUUAGUUAAUUUAAAAAACAUUGAAAACGAAUAAUAAGGGAUAGAGAGUUCACAGUAUAAAGCGACAUACAUUUAAAAUACGUUGGAAACCGCUUCUGUUAUUGAGCGUGGUGUUCUCCCAUUGGCCCCCCGGGUGCGCUGACGUCAGCGGGGUUGUGGGGUUUGUAGUCUUUCCUCGUUCCCGAACGGGUUGACAGCAGCGCUGAGCGCGCCCGCGGAGAACUACAGCGCGGCGCGCGUGUGUGUGACGUGUGUUUGUUUGGAGGCGGGGCGUGCGGCGGGGUCUACACGCGGUAGUUCGAGUUUGACAGCUCAUCUCUCGAAACACUGAGCAACACUCAGCACUUACUCAACAUUUACUCAAGGCAUGACUGUUUUAAUCCCUUCUCUGUUUGUUCUGGGACUUUUGGGACUUUUGUAUUCAAAACAGCCGCAGCUGACCGGGGUGCUGGACGACUGCUUCUGCGACAUCGAGAGCAUCGACGCCUUCAACAACUUCAAGAUCUACCCGCACGUCCUCAAGCUCACCGAGAGAGACUUCUUCCGCUACUACAAGGUGAACCUGAAGCGCCCGUGCCCAUUCUGGCCCGAUGACGGCCAUUGCUCCAUCAAAGACUGCCACGUAGAGCCAUGCCCAGAGAGUAAAGUUCCUGUAGGAAUUAAAUCCGGCAACUAUAACAAGUUUUCUCAGGCCGGCGCUGGCGUCCUCGACUGUGAACAGGCUCAUGAACUGGGCGCCAUCAACAACACACUGAGUAAUCAGAGUAAAGAGGCGUUCGCAGACUGGGCUCAUCACGACGACGCUCAGGACUACUUCUGCGGGUUAGACGACGAGAUGUCUCCUGAGGCCGAGUACGUGGACCUGCUCCUGAACCCGGAGAGAUACACCGGAUAUAACGGCCCGUCCGCCUGGAGAGUCUGGAACAGCAUUUAUGAGGAAAACUGCUUCAAGCCGAGAUCAGUGUAUCGUCCUCUGAACCCUCUGGCUCCCAGUCGAGGUGAUGAUGAUGGCGAAGGCUUCUACACGUGGCUGGAGGGGCUGUGUUUGGAGAAGCGUGUGUUCUACCGUCUGAUCUCCGGCCUCCACAGCAGCAUCAACAUCCACCUGUGCGCUGAAUACCUGCUGGACGAGGGCUGGGGCCGGCCGGUGUGGGGUCCAAACCUGCAGGAGUUCCGCCAGCGCUUCGACCCGGCCGAGACCAAGGGCGAGGGAACGCGCCGCCUGAAGAACCUGUACUUCCUGUACCUGAUCGAGCUGCGCGCGCUCACUAAAGUGUCCCUGUACUUUGAGCGCUCCUUCAUUAACCUGUACACGGGGAACAGCGACGAGGACUCGGCCACCAAAGCCCUGCUUCUCCAGAUCCUCAACGUCACCAAAGCAUUCCCCAUGCACUUUGACGAGAGCUCCAUGUUUGCUGGACAUAAAAUGGAGGCGAAGACAUUAAAGGAGGAGUUCAGGCUGCACUUCAAGAACAUCUCCCGCAUCAUGGACUGCGUCGGCUGCAGCAAGUGCCGGCUCUGGGGGAAACUGCAGACGCAGGGUUUGGGGACGGCGCUCAGGAUCCUGUUCUCUGAGAGAGAGAUCAAAGACCUCCCGGAGAACAGUCCGUCGAGCGGCUUCCAGCUGACGCGGCAGGAGAUCGUGGCGCUGAUCAACGGCUUCGCCAGAUUGUCCACGAGUAUAAAAGAGUUGCACAACUUCCGCACUCUCCUGAAGGACCACAGGUGACCCCAGUGACCCCAGUGCCUGCUGUAGUGCGGUCAGGCCAGCGCGACCCAUCUCAGGGACCGGCAGAACUCCUCUCGACCCGAUCUCAGUGCGACUCACAGGAACUCUUCAAGCUCUUUAUCCUCCUCUGCAUGUUCAAGACUGUGUGUGUGUGUGUGUGUGCGCGCGAGUGUGUGUGUAUACUUCCUUGUGUUCCUCUGUCGACUGCGGUGUGUGUGUGUAUUCCUGCUGAAUACUGUAAUCUCAUUACUUUUAAAUCUCUUAUUAAUCCAGUGAAGAAGAUCAUGUCCAGGUCACAUUUACCUCAAAAUCAGAAAUAAUUAUGAAUACACGAUCAGUCAAAGUCUGGGGUCGGGAAGAUUUCUAAUGUUAAUUCAGUUUAAACAGUAAAACAGUGUAAUAUUUAUUUAUUACUCCAGUCUUCAGUGUCACAUGACCCUUCACAAAUCACUCUAAUAUGAGGAUCUGAUGAUCAACACACAGUUAUGAUUAUUAUCAUAAAUAAUGGAGGAAUAUUACACUGUUUUACUAUAUUUUUGUUUUUAGUUGUAAUUAAAUAAACACAGUCUUUAGAGCAGAAGAGACUUUUAAAAACAUUGAAACUCACCGAUCCCAAACCUGUGUGUGUGUGUGUGUGUGUGUGUGUUCUGCUGAUUCUGAGGGGAUUAUGGCCUGACGAACUCUCGACUGUGUGUGUGUGUGUGUGUGUGUGUGUGUGUGUAAGGACAUUCCUCAUCUCAAGUGAAGAUGUUUUGUUUUUAGGACCAUGGAAAUUAAUUUAAUGAGCUUUAAAGAGGAAACUGCGGCGUAUUGUUACACAUUUAAGCGACUGAUAACAAGCAAUAAUGUUCCUCCAGCGAGUCCAGAUUCCUUAUAUUUUUUUAAUUAUCAUUAAUUAUAAAAUGAUUUUUUGCAAUGCAAUAUGAGUUUCAAGGAGAAAUAGACUCAGAUGAAGAUCUCGGCGUAGAGUCGCUGUUUCAUCAUCUUUUACACACACACACACACAUGCACUCACACACACACACACACACACUCACACACACACACACACACACAUCUGAGCCGAAGCUCCUGUGUGUUUCACUUCUCCUCAAUCUGGAAGUUUGGCCUUCCUCAUGGACUCUGGAGGAAUAAUUUAGUGUAGAGAUGGAAGAUUAGAUGAAGAGCAGCUAUCUGUGUGUGUGUGUGUGUGUGUGUGUGUGUGUGUGUUCCACUUGUCUGCCUUAAUAUUUCUGAAUGACAGUAUAAUACUGUAAAUAUGCUGAAGCUCCUCUGCCUUUCUGAUGUUGAUCAUGUUCAUGCUGUGAUUAAAGCAGGUUAAGUUGC